CGCGGGCUUUUCCCUUUUCCCCUCACACGAGUCUCUCUCGCCUUCCCGUCCCCACUCAGCGAUGCCCUUCUCCGAGGCCGUCCUGCAGCCAUCCCCCAGCAAGAGGCAGAAGGGCUCGGUGCCCGGGGAGCCCACCGCACGGCUCCGCUUCACUAAGCUGUCCGAGAACGCCUCUGCCCCCUCCAGGGGCUCUGCUCGGGCAGCGGGCUACGAUCUAUACAGUGCCUAUGACUGUGUGAUACCACCCAUGGAAAAGGCUGUAGUAAAAACAGACAUUCAAAUUGCACUUCCUUCUGGAUGCUAUGGCCGAGUAGCACCACGUUCUGGUUUAGCUGCAAAACACUUCAUAGAUGUUGGUGCUGGUGUUAUUGAUGAGGAUUACAGGGGAAAUGUUGGUGUGGUACUCUUCAAUUUUGGCAAGGAGAAUUUUGAAGUUAAAAAAGGGGAUAGGAUUGCCCAGCUCAUCUGUGAACGCAUUUAUUAUCCUGAGCUAGAAGAAGUUCAAGCUCUAGAUGAUACGGAACGUGGUGAAGGUGGCUUUGGUUCUACUGGAAAGAACUGAAAAUUAUUUGAAUAUGCUUUCUCUUGUGUUGUUGUUGUUUGGGGGUUUUUUUGUUACACUAUUUCUAAGUUUUCAUUUGAAUUAGAAGUGGGAUUUUGGAGUACAUAAAAGUAAA
Balearica regulorum gibbericeps (East African grey crowned-crane) is the source of this 677-nucleotide messenger RNA. It is a transcript of the gene DUT, whose product is annotated as deoxyuridine triphosphatase. Gene Ontology annotation, biological process: dUTP catabolic process; dUMP biosynthetic process. The record is from RefSeq and is a predicted model, not a curated record. Lineage: Eukaryota; Metazoa; Chordata; Aves; Gruiformes; Gruidae. Gene Ontology annotation, molecular function: magnesium ion binding; dUTP diphosphatase activity.